AUGGCGGCACGCGGCAACUCUCUGCGCGAUAAGCAGAUCGUGUCUAUCAAGAAGAUCCUAAACCUCAACCAGGCGGUCGAGUCCGGCGACAACGACGAUCAAAAUGCCAAUGGCUUUCUGGCGCCGUCGGCGCCCAUACUGAAGGACGGGCUUCCCAUCUGGAAGGUUCUGGUGUUUGAUGAUCUCGGCCGCGAUAUCAUCAGCCCAGUCCUCCAGGUAUCUGAUCUCAGGUCGCUGGGGGUGACGAUGCAUAUGCAUAUAUCGGCAUCUAGAGCACCCAUUCCCGACGUCCCCGCCAUAUACUUGGUCGAGCCGAAUUCUGCCAACCUUCAGGCGAUUACGAAUGAUCUCCAAAAGGGCCUCUACGGUUCAGCCAGCAUCAACUUUCUAUCCUCGAUCCCGCGGCCUUUGUUGGAGGACUUCGCUGCGCAGACAGCGACUGCCGGAACCUCUGAACAGAUCUCACAGAUAUACGACCAGUAUCUCAACUUUAUUGUGACCGAACCUGAUCUCUUCAGUCUGAGCAUGCAGAAGGAGCACACAUACUGGGCCUUGAACAGCGCAAAGACCAAGGACGAGGAGCUCGACCGCGUGAUAGACAGGAUAGUCAGCGGGCUAUUCAGCGUUGUGGUAACAAUGGGUGUCAUACCGAUUAUACGGUGCCCAAGAGGCGCUGCAGCGGAGGUGGUUGCGACCAAGCUGGAUCGCAAACUCCGCGACCACAUCCUCAACUCUAAAGACAAUCUCUUUUCUUCACAGGCACGCCCAGCCUCAUCUUCCACCGGAACUCCGACGUCUAGACCUGUGCUCAUUAUCUUGGACCGCAAUGUUGACUUGAUACCCAUGUUAUCUCACUCCUGGACAUACCAAAGUCUUUGUUUUGACAUAUUUAGAUCGGAACUCAACCGCAUCACCAUCGAGACCCCAAUCGACACAAAUAAUCCUGCAAAAGGCACCACUAAAAAGAGCUACGAUCUAGCCGCCAACGAUUUCUUCUGGGAAAAGAACGCGUGCAUACCGUUCCCCCAGGUUGCUGAGGAUAUUGACGCCGAGCUCACAAAGUACAAGGAGGAAGCCGAGGCGAUCACCAAGAAGACGGGGGUGACUGAUUUCGAAGACCUCCAAAAUGAUACGAGUGCCAGCGCCCAGCACCUGAAAGCAGCCAUUACGCUCCUGCCAGAGCUCCGGGAAAGAAAAGCAACUCUGGACAUGCACAUGAACAUACUCGCUGCGAUCUUGGGAGAGAUCCAAAACCGGCAGUUGGACAACUAUUUCCAGCUUGAAGAAAACCUGGGGAAGCAGACCAAGGCCCAGAUGCUCGAGUCGAUCAAAGGCGCGGACAAGGGUAAACCGGCCGACAAGCUUCGACUAUUUAUCAUCUGGUACCUCAGCGCAGAGCAGGAUGUCUCUCGGCAGGAAUGGGUCCAGUUUGAAGAAGCACUUACGGCGGCAGGUUGCGACAAGACAUGUCUGUCUUAUAUUCGACAGGUCCGGGCCACUACGAAGAUGACACAGCUAACUACCAUCUCCAACUCUACGUCAGCAACUCAGCAACAAUCUGGAUCUUCGGACCUUUUCCACCGGUUUUCGGCCAUAUCGAGCCGGCUCACGGACCGACUGAAAGAGACGGGAGUUCCUACUACCGCCCUGUCUUCGAACGUCGCGUCACUUCUCGGCGGAAUCAAGAACUUCCUGCCGGUCGAUCGUGAUCUGACUGUGACAAAGAUCACUGAGUCUAUCAUGGACCCGUCGAGCGCAAGCUCGUCGGCAAUUGCAAAGACGGAGCACUACCUGUACUUUGACCCCAGAAGCGCGAAUGCGCGCGGGACGAUGCCGCAGCCUUCUACGAUCCGAGCGGGGGGCUCUGCGGGGGCAUCGGCGCCGGGCGGACUGCCGGGCUCAGGCCUUGGUGUGCAGGGCCCCGGGACGGGUGCCAGCUUUGGGCAGCGGCGGCAGGGGUUCUCAGAGUCGCUAGUUUUCAUGGUUGGAGGCGGCUCUAUGGACGAGUACGGAAACUUGCAGGAAUGGGCGACUCGGAUGAUGGCGGGCGAUCGCGCAAAGAGGAGAGUCGUGUACGGCGCCAGCGAGCUCGUCAACGCCAGCCAGUUUAUCAGCGAGGAGCUUGAUAAGCUUGGCAAGGAAAUAUCCUAG
This is a messenger RNA of Lasiosphaeria miniovina, 2151 nucleotides long. Its product is annotated as Sec1-like protein. Gene Ontology annotation, molecular function: syntaxin binding. The transcript is spliced from 9 exons. The coding region runs from base 1 to 2151 and encodes 716 amino acids. Lineage: Eukaryota; Fungi; Ascomycota; Sordariomycetes; Sordariales; Lasiosphaeriaceae. Gene Ontology annotation, biological process: endoplasmic reticulum to Golgi vesicle-mediated transport; intracellular protein transport. Gene Ontology annotation, cellular component: Golgi membrane; cytosol. The record is from RefSeq and is a predicted model, not a curated record.